Molecule: messenger RNA, 1310 nt
Organism: Hyposmocoma kahamanoa
Lineage: Eukaryota; Metazoa; Arthropoda; Insecta; Lepidoptera; Cosmopterigidae
Exons: 5
Coding region: 16-1026 (336 amino acids)
Source: RefSeq, a predicted model, not a curated record
AUUUGUUGUUAAAAUAUGUCACAGACGAAGAAUGCCCACAAAUUAUCCAAUAAAAGCAGGACAGACUUACAGGCAGCUGAAAAAAAUGAUGAAGGAGAAAUAACAAGCUGUAACGUUACUGAGAGCCGAACUUACGCUGUUACAGUAAGUAAGAAGCCUUCCGCUUUGGGGGAGGAGGAAGAGGCAGCCUUGUGUUCGGGGCAGAAGUCCUUCAUUAGCAUACAUUCAACGGAUCACUUGUGUCAAGUUGAAGAACCACCUAACUCGACCGUUCUCGAGGAGUGUAACGUGGAAGUCCUCAGCUUGAACGAGGUCUUCCCCUCCACUUCCGAGGAGAGCCUCUCGAAUGAGGAUGAAUCACCGAUUCAGAAGAAACAUAAGAGUUUCAAGAAAAAAACAAUGCCUAAGACUCAAUCCGAAAGCGCUGGUAAAUCUACCUACCAACCAACAAACAGCAAAUCUUCAACCAUGUCAGGGAGACCAAAAGAGACCGUAGACGGGCAGCCUUCAGUGUACUCUGAUUUUGAUAUACCAAAAAGCACUCUUUAUGUGAUCGGAAGCAACCCGGGGGAGCCCAAGAUGUCAUAUCCAGACCCACCUAAAAAGAUUUCCAAAACUAUGAAAAAGUUCCUGCGAAAUAUAGACAAGCAUAAGAACGAGCAUAACAGUAAAAGCAGCGAGAAGGCGCUAAGUAAACUAACUACCAUGAGAGGCAUUCUGAAGGAUGGUCGGUGCGGGCCCGAGUGCACAGGUGACUCUUCAGUACAAGGCGCUGAGGAGGUCAACCCACAACAUUUGACGCUACCCUUCCCGAUGGAGUUUGGACCUCAAACUAACUACUCGAAGCAAGCAGACAAGAAUGUAACAUUCAACACACAGGUGGUGAUAAUCCAUUUCACUGGCGACCGCUGUGUAGGACAGAGUGUAGAGACUCUCAGCAAGGAAAAGGACCAGCAGGCCCGCAAUUCUGAACUAAGAAAAACUUUCCUCACGAAGUACAACGAAUUUUGGCCCACUCAGAAAUAAGUACCAUAAGUCUAGAUAUAAAUGGCGUCCUUAGUGAUAUACGUGCCUCUCCACCAGAAUUAGUUUCGCUUCGAAACUUGGACAUAUACAAUAACAAUAGAUACAAUAGAUAAUUUAUUUUAAAUGUCUAAUUUAUUUUUUUACAACUAUUUUGUACGUUAAAUUAUGAUAUGUCGCGUUUUGUCUAGCGUUUAUAUUUUGAAGAUCGAAUACGAUAUUUUGGAAAGUUGUAUAUUUCAAAAUAUCGAGUGUAGAAAUUUAAAUACAUAGUACAUCUCUUCUAU